UCCUCGAAGAAACACUCUACAAGAGCUUUCCUCAUUAACCCCAAAAUUUCCUCUCUUUUACACAACUCUUUCGUUCUUCAAAAGGUUGUUUCACACCUUGUCUUCGCAGCUAUGUCUCUUUUGGGUCUCUAACAAGUUGCCCUGGAAGUUGGUUUUGUCUUGGUGUUUUAGGGAAUUUCUGGUGGUGUUCUAUUUAUUGAAAUAACAUGGGUUCUGAGGCUCCAGCUCCGUUGGUUGAGAAGACAAUUGCAGCAGUGGAGACAUCCGUAGGCAGGUCUUGUGCUCCAAAGACCAAGGGAAAGGUUCCCAGAAGAAUUCACAAGGCUGAGAGGGAGAAGCUCAAGCGUGAGCAUUUGAAUGAGCUCUUCCUUGACCUUGCAAAUGCUCUUGAUCCAAACCAGCCGAACAAUGGGAAGGCCUUUAUUCUGUGCGAAGCAACUCGACUAUUAAAGGACUUGUUUGGUCAAAUUGAGACCCUCAAAAAGGAGAAUGCUUGUCUAUUAUCCGAAUCUAACUAUGUGAGCAUUGAGAAGAAUGAGCUGAAGGAGGAGAAUUCCACCCUGCAAACUCAAAUUCAGAAACUGCAAAGUGAGAUAGGGACGAGGGUGGCCCAAUCUAAACCUGACUUGAACGAACCUCCUCUUGGCUUUCAGCAAUCAGAAUUGUCAUCGCAUUUUCGUGGAGAUCAUCCUGGUUUGCCUGCUGUAGAACCUGCUUUGCAACAAGCAUCUGCUCUCCUUGUUGUUCCCAUUCAUCCAGAUAUCCAGGCCUAUCCCGUGCCUGAUUCCAUGCAACCUACGGGUAAGACUAACUCCAUUGUUAGCAAACCACAUGCUCGGUAUCCCACUCCGGCGGAUUCUUGGCCUUCUCAACUUCUUGGGAAGCAGUCGGCAAUUAGGAAUGAGUUUGGACUUGAUGACAUUAGCAGAAGUGGGGAUAGAGGCGCAGCUAACUUGUAAAUUUUACUUGAUGCAAAAUUUCCACACCUUUGCGUUGGGUUAAACUAGGAUUGCCCCACUUUGGGAAGCUUGUACAUGUGAAUGAAUUUUGAUGAGUCAAAUAGUAUUUUAUUCAUGCUA
This is a messenger RNA of Theobroma umbraticum, 1079 nucleotides long. It is a transcript of the gene PYE, whose product is annotated as basic helix-loop-helix (bHLH) DNA-binding superfamily protein. The record is from RefSeq and is a predicted model, not a curated record. Gene Ontology annotation, molecular function: protein dimerization activity. NCBI's taxonomy places the organism in Eukaryota, Viridiplantae, Streptophyta, Magnoliopsida, Malvales, Malvaceae.